UUGUAGUGGUCGGGAAACACGUGCGAGGGACUUCUCCGGCGUGUCAUGUCAUUUCUGCGUGAUCUGGAGGGUUGAGCACAAAGUAGUUAGAUGCACAAUGGAGGUAUUAGUGAAGGAAAUGAGCCAGAGGGCGCUGCCUUUAAAACAGAUAGAUGAGCUGCUUAAACUUCACCUAAAUAAGCACAAAGGAAAGAUUCUACCAUGGACCAACAUUGCCAGACUGCUCUCCAAGGAAGUUGUCGAGUCAGAAUCCGGAUUUCUUUUUCAAAACAUCAGGAAACUGUGCAAACUAAAAUUGUCAGAUACCGUGAGCCAGGGCUUGAAACUCCCCAAAAAAUCAUGUCAGAAGUACCGUGACAUGCUCAGUCGGCUCCAGACUGAAAUGCAUUACAACUUUGAGGACACUGAUGUGCCUCUGGCCGACCUGAAUCAGCUGUCGUCGCACUUCCUUGCCGCAAUAAUUGACUUGACUACCCCUUCCAUUCUGCAAGGUUGUGAGGCUGAAGCUGUGUCCAGGAUCUACAUCAGGAUAACUCUGAUAAUGGGUUCAUCUCCUGACCUCAUCCUGGAUACACUCCUCCAGUGUAAGACACUUAUCUACAGCAGUAUAAGGAACCCAGUUAUAUUUAUACCUCUUAUCAAGAGAAUCUUCAACACAUUCAAGGUGCAAACUUCCUUAACCCCAAAGCUGUACCUGAAGUUCCUGUUACUAGGGAAACUUUGGCUCUUUAUGGAAGAAAAGUCAAAGCUUCCAAGUACAAGGAUGUACAUCAUAAAGUCAUUGCCCGUCCCUCAGUCAUUUAAGGAGUGGGCACGACAGAACAACUUAGAUUGGUUGAAGGGGAAUGACUUCACCACAAAGAAUAUCUUGAAGAGAAUGACAGUCUCAACAACUUUGAAUAUUUUGCAUGGGAAACGUGUUGUAAAACCACAGGAGCUUGCUUGUGAUAAAACAAUGAAGGAGGUGAAUAAUAAGAACAAAAACAUACUUGUUCAAGAAAAGGAAACCGUUGCCAGUGAACACUGUGAAGUCAAAGCUGAAAACACAGGGAAUAAUGAUGAAAAGAAAAAGAAGACAAAGAGGAAGAAGAAGAAGAGGAACAAGAAAAAGAAGGCAAAUACAGACAAAGAAAAGGAUGAUUCCAUAUCUAGGAAAGAGACAGAGGAAAUGACAAAGAGGGAUGAAGCGAAAGAGCAAGAGAAUGCCAAACCAGGAAAGAGCGCGCUAAAGCAAAGGGAAAGAGAAGGAGACGAUGAAUUGCCGGAAAAUAUCAAGAAGCUGAAAGUCCAAAGCGUCCAGAAAGUAGUCGAGAAACGUGAAGAAACAAGUCAGGAAGAAAUGUCCGACAGUUUUAGGGAGAGAAAGUCAAAUAAUCAGAAGCGUAAGAGUCUAGAAGAAAACUCACCAGUUUUGGCCAAAGUGAAAAAGUUUGCUUCAAAGAGUGGAGAGGAACUUAUGGAAAAGGAUAUAGAAGUUCUGGAUGAAAAUAAGAAAACUAAGAGAAAAUUGGAAACUGUUGUUGAUGAGGCUAAGGAGAGGAUUGAUAAUAAGAGGAAGAACGAUACUAUGUUGAAACGUGCAUCUGAAAAAAUCAGGACCGACAAGUACGUAAAAGCUGUUCAGAAGUUAGCUGACACACACCAGAAAGGAAAGGAAGCAGGACAUUCUGAUGCAUCUCGAGUUGCAGAAAGCCAAAUUCACAAGGGCAGAGUGAACAUUGUGAAGAAGAAUCAGCAAGUAACGAGUAGAAGCGAGGAGUUCAACAGCGUGGGUGAAGAGAUAGAGGAAGCCAUUCACAGUAUGGUUGAGAAUAAAGAGGUUAAGACUCCCGAGGUGAAGAAGAAGCUCUGUCUCGUCAGUGAGGUUACUCCCGAUGGCCAGAAUAAGAAGCUGAAGACACCACCAGUGAUAAGAUUACAUGAUAGGAGUCUGGAGAAGAAACAGUUAGGCUCUAGUCCAUUGAGUGGAAGAAGUGAGGAGAGUGUGACUAGCCCCAGGGAGAAGGCAACCCUGACAAGAGAAGAUAUCAUUGAAGUGCGGCAGAGAAUAAGACGCAAUAGUGUUAGCUUUACUGUCACAGAUUUACUGCUGAAUGAUGUAACCCCUAAUAAAGGAAAGUCACCCUACCAAGGAACUAACAAAAUUUGUAGUAGAACAGUUCAAAGUCCAUCUGGAAUGACCUUUGAAGUUUUUGACAUGGACGAUGACGAUGACCAAAGUGUAGAUUCAGAUGACGCAUCGAGUGACAGAGCAUCGACUGAGGAACCUGGAGAGGAAAGUAAUGUGAAUGAAGAAGCUGAAGAGAAUGAUACUUCUGAUAUUAUUGAGGUUUCUGAGACUGAUUCAGUAGUAGCCGUAACACAGACCCCUAAGAAGGAUCAUGCUGUUAAUGAUAAGACCAAAGAAAUAAGCAAUACUUCUGCAGGAAAGGAAUUAGAUUCAGAACUGGAAAUUGUCGAAGUUAUUCAGAGCAAAGAGCCUGCUGCUUCUGAGAAAGAUGAAGCUGCACUUGAAGAUUCAUCAGAUAUCGAUGAAGCAUCUGGAUCUGACUCUGACAUCAUUCCGUGCGAUGAAACUGCCAAGAUGUUUACAGAUGAAGAAAAUAAACAUUACCAUGAUAAACUAAUUGCACAGGAAUUAAAAAGAAAGGCAGAAAAUAUCGUGGAAAUGGAUAAACUAGAAUUCCAGAGGAAGAAGACUAAGGAGAAUGGCCACCAUGUCAGUAAUGGCGAUGAUGCUAGGAACCCCAACACAGACGAGAGGAAAUGUGAAGUAGUAACUGUGGAUUGUAGUUCCAAUAGCCACGCCGACGAAAAGCGGGGAAGUGAACAAGAAUUAGAGAGCGACGGGGACAUGGAAAUACUCCUGCAGACGAUUGCCAGGGAUACUGGUAGAAUAGCUUCUGUGAGUGGAUUUAAAGAAAACUUGGUUCCUAAGGAGGUUAUUCAAGACAGAUUAGAAGAAACCAAUGUUAAGGAGAGUGCAGUGAAAGAAAAAGAAGCUGAUUUAGCUUCUGAAAACAAAAAGUUAUUAUCAAAUGGUCCUGUAAGUACCAGUGAAUCCACAGAUGAAAAUCUUUCAAAUCAUGCAAAGGACUUGGACAGCAGGAAGGUAAAUGGUAUAGAUGCACUAGCAAAGAGUCCUAUUCUGUUUGAGGAUGACGUUAUAGAAAAUAAGAAAGAUGAAGAUACCAAGCAUAGACCUGAAAAUGAAGCACCUUCUGAAAAUAACAAGGAAAGUGAUAUUAACAGUGAAAAUGUUGAAAGCAAAAGUCAAGAGAAUAGCAUAGAGGUCGAGAAUAAGUCUGCAGCUAAUGACUCCUUCAGAUCAGAAUCACCGGAUGUAGAACCCCUCAGGCUCGACAGUGAGUCCCCACAGAAGCCAACUGUUUCUCCAGACAAUAAGAAUUCCCAGUCCGUAGAGAAUACUUCAGGCACACCUGCACCACCACCUUUGAAAGAUUCAAUGCCUGUAGAUUCUGUAGAAGAGGAUUCUGAAUCUACUGAAGGGGCUGAUGAGGCAUACGAAGCCAGUAGUGAUGCGUCGGAGGAUCCCAUGCCAAAAGUUCGCAAAAGGACCAGGUCAUUACGGAGAAAUCUUAUUUCGCAUUCUGUUUUGCAGGAUGCCUCAGAUUCCGAUGUUUCUCCUAUAAGAAACAGGAGAAGUCGUAUGACUUCUGAAGUGACAUCCACUGCAGGAAAGGAAUCUCCCCGUAGGCAAAGGACACGCAGCUCAUGUUCAGAAGUUACGGGGCCUUGUCCAGAUACUUUAGAUACAGGUCGGCUUGAAUCGGCUCCCAGUGAUAUAGUUAAUGAUAUUAAUAUAAAGUCCUUGAGUGAAGUUGUGUGUGAUGUUCAUCAAAACAUUAGUGAAUGUGAUUCUUUGUGCAGCUUAGAAACUAUGCAGGAUUCCACAGGUACUCAUAUUACCAGUGAAGACACUUCUUUCUUCUUAAAUGAUGUGAAAGGAUCACACAGCAUAUCCUCAAGUGCUACACCCAUUGUUUCAGCUUCAGGAACUCCCAUUAAGAAUGUUACUGACUCGGUGUCAUCCCCUAUUACCAGACGUUCCUCCAGACUACUUGCUAGCGAAGUCCUUGAAAAAAGUAAAACUCAGAGGCGAUCUCUACCUUCAGGUGCGCUUUCUGAUGCAGCAGUCACCACAAAAACCUUAGCAACAAGAGUUCUGACCAGAAAUGCAAGACGAAAAUCUUUUUCAGACACUGAAGUGCACUCACAGCAGGCACAUCAGCAGAAGCUUGAUGUGAUAGGAAGUCCAAAGGUAACUGAAAAAAUAGAAAGUAAUAUUACAGAGAUCAUGAAGGAUACUGAUGGAGAACUUGACUCUGACAACUUGUCUCUAGGAUUGGAUGGAAAUUUCAGUUCUUCUAGUCUCUCUUGCAGUCUCCUUCAGAUUGAAGAGGAACCCCUUGCUGAAUGUGAUAAUAAUAAUGAAAAACAGAUACAGGCUGUUGUAAAUGACCUGAGAAUAUAUGAAAUAAAUGCAGAUGCAACAAGUGAAUCUCAGACCCAAGAGAAGGAACAAAAGGUAGUAUUAGCAAAUCAGGUCAAUGCUUCAGCGGAAGACUUGCAAGAGGGCACGGAUGCAACAGAGUCUGACAUUAUGUGCCAUGCUUCUGAUUCUGAAAAUCAAGUAAAACUAAAAGAAACUGAAUCUAUGGAGGUUGUUAUUUGUGAUCAGCUAAUAAAGGAAACAGCACUGGAAGAAGUAGAGGCUUGUUUACCUGAAGAUGUAGAUGAAGAACUUGAGGUCCUCUCAACAUCUGGUGUAGAUGAUACUGAAGAUUUAUCCUAUGGAUUGUCCAGUUCUUUCACACUUAAUAAGGAUGAGGAUUCAGAAAAUCCAGAAACACAGAUGACAACUCCAAAAUCCUUCACUAGAUUAAGGUCCUUGUCUCAACGUAGAUCUGGUGGCAAGGGUUCUAAGAAGGAUGAUAGAGUCAAUGAUCUGAAGUUUGAUUCUCCUCAUCUGUCCUCUCCAAAAGUCAAAGCUCAGCUAGUCUCAGAAGCCGUCUUGAACAAAGAAGUUCUAAUAAGCCCUGAGGUCAGUGAUGAAGAGUGUGAGUUGGUAUCACCUGGGGGAGACGAGACUGACCUGCCAAAGGACAGUUUCUCACUGGCCGGUGGUCCUGAUCCUCUUACACCAGUAAGCCGUAGGAAUAAGAGGAGGAGUGGAGGUGGCAUUAGAUCUCCUCAGAAAAUGAUCCCAGAAGAGCAGGAUGAGACUACGACUCAUAUGGCUAGUGUUCGUGGAUCUCCUGCUAGUAAGGCAUCACGCAUUCAGAAGACCAAGAUGUUUUCAGCAAAAUCACCCAAAAUUGUUGCAGAAAAUACUGAAGGAAGUGCAGACAUAACUGUAUCAGAACAGCAAAAAUCUGUUAUUACAGAAACAGAAAACAAAAUAAAGUCCCCUGCAAAGAGUGCAUUGGAAGAACCUUCGGAAGAAAUCCUUUCGAAUACACCUCCCGUUCUAGAAACACCAGCAACGACACCAUCCCCUAGAAGAAAUUCAGGCAAAGGCCACAUCACAGGCUCAGGCAGUCAGGAAGCUCCAGAUAUUGAUGCAGAAAGUGAUACUUCUGUUGUGAAAGAGUCAAGUGAGGUGGCCAGUGUAAGUAAACAAGAGACCGGCUCAAAUUUGGACUCGGAAAAUAAAUAUUCCCCAGUGAAAACAAGACGGAACAGAAGGUCAUCGCUUGCAAUUAUGGCCCAAGAAGGCAAGCUAACAGACAACGAUAAGAUUAGCAAGCUAAAAUAUAGCUCGCCUGAACAACAGGAUGAAAAUGCAGAGAAGACAUCGAAAGAGGAUUCUACGCCUGUAUAUAGAACGCGUCGAAGCAUGACUCUGAAGAAGCAAGACCUGAAACAAGAGUUGUUAUCUGCCCCAUUCUCCCCCAGGAGGAGCAGUAGAAGGAAGUCAGUAGCAUCGAAUUCAUCUGAGAGCACAUCAACUGCAAUUUCUCCCGAUCCGCCGCCGCCCUCGAGGGGUCGCGCGCCGCCUGCUGAAGCCUCCCUGGACUCCUUCAGCCUGAAGCACAGAAGACUCGCCCGCUGCCGCCCCCCCCCCCCUGUUCUCAUGGGGCCCGGGGAUUCACACGCUUUCGGUGCCUCGCAACACUCACCCUCCCAGACAAUGCUACUGGCCAAGCCUACUGCAAUUGCAUUUCAACGCUUGCCGAUCUCGCGACUGGACUUGCCAGGGAUUCCAGCUGAGAUGUUGGGCUCAUUGGCAACCAAGCAACCAAUCUUUCACGCUGGGCCCCAUGUGUGUGGGAAGGCCCGGGCGAAGCUUACUUUCGUAAAUCCUAAUGAAAUGAAAUGA
Penaeus indicus is the source of this 6343-nucleotide messenger RNA. RefSeq names its product dentin sialophosphoprotein-like. The transcript is spliced from 11 exons. The record is from RefSeq and is a predicted model, not a curated record. Bases 98 to 6343 code for a protein of 2081 amino acids. Lineage: Eukaryota; Metazoa; Arthropoda; Malacostraca; Decapoda; Penaeidae.